AGAUAAAACCACUUGCUUAUCUAGAUAACAAUCCACAUAUCUUGGAACUACAACAUCAUGGAGCUGAUUGCGUAUUGGAAUUUUGUUCUCAGUAUUUUGUUCAUUUUCCCAUAUGUUUUUACAGACAACAGCUGUAUUCUUCAUGCAGACUCAUUUGAGUCUCAGUUUUGUGACCUGAAAGAUGAGAUUACAGCAAUGAGUGCAAAGUACUCUGACCUAACACAGGCACAAAAAGACAUCGCUAACCUGAAACAUACGGUCCAGUCACAGACUGCCAGGAUACUGGACAAUGGGAAUGCCAUAGCCUCUUACCAAAACUCCAAAAACCUCACCGAUCAGGUUGGACAGCUGCAGAAAAUGGUAACGGAUUUACUCAACAGAACAGCGGAAAUAGAAGCAAAGGUUACAGGUCCUGUAAAGGCGUGCGACUCCAGUCCCUGUUACAACAAUGCUUCCUGUCUAGAACUGACAGGCGGCUAUUACUGUGCAUGCCAAGGGAAUUUCACCGGGAGACAUUGCGAACAAGAAGACCAUUGUGCAAUAUCUCCUUGUCAACAUGGUGGCACAUGCUACAGCAACGCCAUUUCUUACAUCUGUAAUUGCACCGUCGAUUAUGGCGGCCCAACAUGUAGUAACAAGCUGAACCCCUGUGACACGAACCCGUGUCUGAACGGGUUGUGUACACCACUGAACGACACCUUUCACUGUUCGUGUGAUGCAGGAUUCUCGGGCGUCAAUUGUAACACGUCAUUAGUAACCUCUAGCCCUGUAGUCCCCUCCUCUACUUCCGGUGCCAUAGUGACGUCAGCGGCAAUCAAUACAACUGAACCGCCGACUACCUUGCCGAGUGUUUGUGACGGCCAGCCUAAGUGUAACCCUCCCGCCACCUGUGUGCCUAGCCCAAACUCUAACGAUUUUAAGUGCGAGUGUCCCCAGACGCCCGAGACUUUGGCGGAUGCGUGCUGGGAACCUUCCUACUUAGAACCUUUUGGAUUCUGCUGCAGAGUCAACAUUUGUGUUAUCCCAAAGCCAGAUCCGGAAUGUUGAUAUCGAAUUAAAUUUGCUGACAGCUAGACAGAUGUCAUUACGAGGGUACAUAGGUGCGAUAACAUCGGACCUCCGUUACCUCAACUUACCUACUGCAUGUUUAGUAAAACAGUGAAA
This is a messenger RNA of Mizuhopecten yessoensis (Yesso scallop), 1164 nucleotides long. RefSeq names its product fibropellin-1-like. The coding region runs from base 58 to 1047 and encodes 329 amino acids. The record is from RefSeq and is a predicted model, not a curated record. Gene Ontology annotation, molecular function: calcium ion binding. Gene Ontology annotation, biological process: heterophilic cell-cell adhesion; establishment or maintenance of epithelial cell apical/basal polarity. Gene Ontology annotation, cellular component: protein-containing complex; plasma membrane. Lineage: Eukaryota; Metazoa; Mollusca; Bivalvia; Pectinida; Pectinidae. The transcript is spliced from 5 exons.